Molecule: messenger RNA, 4590 nt
Organism: Adineta steineri
Lineage: Eukaryota; Metazoa; Rotifera; Eurotatoria; Adinetida; Adinetidae
Source: the annotation of a GenBank genome assembly
AUGGUGAAAGAAAUAACGCAACAAGUCAUACCUCCAACAAUAGACUAUCUCUUAUUUUAUGUUAAUGGAAAACAAGUUAUCGAACAUAAUGCUGAACCUGAUUGGACUCUUCUUUGGUAUCUUAGAAAUAAAUUGAAUUUAACGGGAUCUAAAUUAGGUUGUGGUGAAGGUGGAUGUGGUGCAUGUACAGUACUUAUAUCUCAAUGUAUUAAUCGACAUACAGGUCAUCUUGAACAUCGAACAGUUAAUGCUUGCCUUGCACCACUUUGUUCUGUUGAUGGUUGUCAUAUAAUAACAGUUGAAGGAUUAGGUUCUGUUGCUAAAUCAAAUCUGCAUCCAGCACAAUCACGACUUGCUGAAAUGUACGGAUCUCAAUGUGGAUUUUGUACACCUGGUAUUGUUAUGUCAUUAUAUGGCACUGUAACAUCAUCAAAUCAUCCUCAUUCAUCAUUAACAAUGUUAGAUAUUGAAGAAGCAUUUGAUGGUAAUCUUUGUCGUUGUACAGGUUAUCGACCUAUUCUUGAUGCUGCAAAAACAUUUGCAAAAGAUCUUAGUCAAUUACCAUGUAAAGAUUCAUUAAAAUCAUCAAAACCAACAACAACAACAUUAGAUAAAUGUCUUUCAUUUGUUAAAAAAAUUGAUAAAGAACCACAUCAAAUAGAAUUUCCUGAUGAAUUACGUCAACAUAUUGCUCAAUCAAUUUUUAUUAAAGGUUCACUAAUCGAAUGGUAUCGUCCUGUUACUCUUAACGAAUUACUUCAACUUCGUUCUACUUAUCCUGGUAGUGCAUCGAAACUUAUUUUUGGUAAUACAGAAGUUCAAAUUGAAACAAAAUUCAAACGUUUAAAAUAUCCACGUUUUAUAUCUAUCACACAUAUUGAAGAACUUCAACAACUUAAACGUACACCAACUUCAUUAGUUCUUGGUGCUGGUGUUACUUUAACACGAUUACAUGAGAAACUAACGGAAUGGAAUGAUCAAAAACUUGAUGGAGGAAUAUGUCAAGCUCUUACUGAUCAAUUAAAAUAUUUUGCAUCAACACAAAUUCGUAAUGUUGCUUCACUUGGUGGAAAUAUUGUUAAUGCUUCACCUAUUUCGGAUGUUAAUCCAGUACUUCAAGCUGCUAAUGCUCUUUUAGAAUUACAUAGAGCAGAAGCGAAUUCAAUUCGACUUGUACCAUUACGAGAUUUUUUUCUUAGCUAUCGUCGUGUAGCUAUGACAGAUGAUGAAGUACUUGUUAAUAUUCAUAUUCCAUUACCAUCAGCAUCAUUGUCGUCCCCAUCAAAUAGAACAUUUCUUCGAUCAUAUAAACAAGCACGUCGUCGAGAUGAUGAUAUUGGUAUUGUUAGUUCUGGUCUUCAAGUUGAACUUGAACCAAUUGAAUCAACUGAUAAACAACAAUGGCGUAUUGUUUGCGCACAUUUUUCAUUUGGUGGCAUGGGACCUACAACAAUUUUAGCAAAAAAUACACAACAAGAAUUAAUUGGACAAUUAUGGACAAAAUCAACGAUUGAUAAAGCAUGUGAAUUAGCAGUAAAAGAAAUGCCAUUAAAUGAUAUGACACCAGGUGGUCAACCAGAAUAUAGACGUACAUUAGUUCAAUCAUUUCUUUUUAAAUUCUAUGUUUAUGUUUGUUCUGAAUUAAAUAAAGAAUCUGUUGAUUCAAAAGAACUAUCAAUCGCUCAUCCAUAUCAUCGACCUGUGUCUCAUGGUCAACAAAUAAUUCCUGAACGACCAACAUCACAAAAAGUUGUUGGAACAUCAUUACCUCAUCGUUCAGCUUAUUUACAAACAACAGGUGAAGCUAAAUAUAUUGAUGAUAUGCCUUCAUUAGCGCAUACACUUCAUGCUGCACUUGUACUUGCAACACAACCAAAUGCUCGAAUUAAAAAUAUUGAUCUUGGUGCUGCUUCUAAAGUACCUGGUUUUGUUUCAUUUGUUAAUCAUCAAGAUGUUCCAGGUGACAAUAUGACAGGUGAUGUUGUGCAUGAUGAAGAAGUAUUUGUUUCAUCAAUAACACCAUGUGUUGGUGCGGUAAUUGGUAUAGUUUUAUGUGAAACUGAACGAGCAGCACAUGCAGCUGCUCAUCUUGUUCAAAUUGAAUAUGAACUUUUAACACCAACAAUUUAUACAAUUGAUGAUGCUAUUCAACAUCAAUCGUAUAUAGGUGAAGAACGAUGUCUUAAUCAAGGUGAUAUUGAAAAAGCUCUAGCAGAAGCUGAAAAUAUUCUUGAAGAUACAAUCGUAAUUGGUGGACAAGAACAUUUCUAUUUAGAAACAAAUUGUUGUAUGGUUAUACCAUCAAAUGAUGAUAAAGAAAUUACACUAUAUUCAUCAACACAAAAUCCAAGUAAAACUCAAGAAUUAACUGCAUUAGCACUUGGUUGUGAUGUUAGUCAUGUUCAAUGUCAUGUUAAACGUAUGGGCGGAGGAUUCGGUGGUAAAGAAUCAAGAUCAAUUGCUCCAUGUGUGGCAUUAGCAGUUGCUGCUGUAAAAGUUGGUCGUCCUGUUCGUAUGAAUAUAGAACGUGAUGUUGAUAUGAGUAUUACAGGACAACGUCAUCCAUUUAAAAUUCAUUAUAAAGUUGGUUUCACAAAUCAAGGUGAAUUCACAGCACUUGAUAUUCGUCUAUGGAGUAAUGCUGGAUGUUCAUUUGAUCUUUCAAUGGCAGUCUUAGAACGUGCAAUGCUUCAUGUUGAUAAUACUUAUCGAUUUCAAAAUGUUCGAGUACGUGGUCGUUUAUGUAAAACACAUUUACCAUCCAAUACAGCUUUUCGUGGUUUUGGUGGUCCACAAGGUCUGUUUGGUUGUGAAACAAUUGUUGAUCAUAUUGCUACACAUCUGAAACUUGAUCCACUUGUUAUUCGUCGUUUAAAUAUGUAUAGAGAAGGAGAUAUAACACAUUUUAAACAACCAUUAGAACGAUGGAAUAUUCCUCGAUUAAUGGAUGAACUUCUUAUAUCAAGUGAUUUUAAUCAACGGCAAAAAUCUAUUGAAGAAUAUAAUAAAUUACAUACUUAUAGAAAACGUGGUAUAACUAUUCUUCCAACAAAAUUUGGUAUUGCAUUUACUGCAAAAUUUCUUAAUCAAGCAGGUGCUCUAGUUCACAUAUAUAAAGAUGGUUCAGUUUUAGUUAGUCAUGGAGGUACUGAGAUGGGACAAGGUCUUCAUACAAAAAUGAUCUCUGUAGCUGCUGAAGCUUUAAGUUGCGAUGUUGAUCGAGUACGUAUCAGUGAAACAGCAACAGAUAAAGUACCAAAUACAAGUCCAACAGCAGCAUCAGCUUCAUCAGAUUUAAAUGGUAUGGCUAUUCGAAUUGCAUGUGAAGAAAUACGUGAACGAUUAAAUAAAGUUGCUGCUAAUUAUAAUACAAAUCUUUCAUGGGAAGAUCUUAUUAAAAAAGCAUAUUUUUCACGUAUUAGUUUAAGUGCACAAGGUUUUUAUGCAACACCCGAACCGUUAGGUGCCGAUUUUGCUAAUAAUGAAGUACAUUUUAAUUAUUUUACACAAGGUGCUGCAGUUUCAGAAGUUGAAUUAGAUACAUUAACAGGUGAUUGGCAUAUUUUACGUGCUGAUAUUCUUAUGGAUGUUGGUACAUCGCUUAAUCCUCAAAUUGAUAUUGGUCAAAUAGAAGGUGCUUUCGUACAGGGUUAUGGUUUAUUUACUAUGGAGGAACUUAUUUGGGGUGAUCAGACUCAACAUAAAUGGACAAAACCAGGUGCUUUAUUUACUCGUGGUCCUGGCACCUAUAAAAUUCCAUCAUUUAAUGAUGUUCCACUUGAUAUGAGAGUAGAACUUUUAUCCGAUGCACCUAAUCCUUUAGCUAUUUAUUCAUCAAAAGCUAUUGGUGAACCACCACUUUUUCUUGGUGCUUCAGUGUUUUUUGCAUUGAAAAAUGCUUGUAUGGCUUAUAGAGAACAACAAGGUUAUACAGGAUAUUUUCCAUUAAAUUCACCAGCUACUGUUGAACGACUUCGUAUGGCAUGUACUGAUGAAUUUACUGAACGAGCAUGUGUUCAGAAUCAUGAACAAUUUCAAGCUAAAGUUAAAAUUAAACCAUUUAUUCCAAAAUCUAAUAAAAUGGUUCGACAGUUGACUGUUCAUCUUUGUCAAAUAUCAAACAAUAUUUUUUCUCAUAGUACUAUCUGGUAUGAUGAUGAAACAUUUUGUAAUGGUGCUCCAUCGAUGUUAGUUUAUCAAUGGACAUCAAAUUCAUCUUUAUCUCUAUUUCAUAUGGAUAAUAAUAUUGGAUUUCAAUUAGAUAAAUCAAAAUCAAUUGUACUUAGUGUAACUUACGCUGAAGAACGACAAUUGUCUAAAGAUGGAACAGGUGUUAUUGUUUAUAUAUCCACUAUAACAGAUAAUGAUGAAGUGGUUGUUAAUAUGGCAAUUGCAUAUAUUCAAGCAUUGAUUAAACAAGCGCAUAUUAAAUAUCUAAUGGUGUUCGUAGAGAAUACCAAAAAGCGGCUUGUAGAUCCUGUGACACCAAUAAUCACAGGAUCUACAGAGAUGGGAACAUUUACACCAUUGCAAAAAAAUGAUGAUGAACAUAUAAAAGCAAAUGAAAUAAAUAUGUGCUGUUUAUUUUGA